Echinops telfairi (small Madagascar hedgehog) is the source of this 725-nucleotide messenger RNA. RefSeq names its product protein phosphatase 1 regulatory inhibitor subunit 1A (gene PPP1R1A). Gene Ontology annotation, cellular component: cytoplasm. Bases 90 to 605 code for a protein of 171 amino acids. The transcript is spliced from 7 exons. The record is from RefSeq and is a predicted model, not a curated record. Gene Ontology annotation, biological process: intracellular signal transduction. Gene Ontology annotation, molecular function: protein phosphatase inhibitor activity. Lineage: Eukaryota; Metazoa; Chordata; Mammalia; Afrosoricida; Tenrecidae.
CAGCGGAGAGGGAGCGCGCCUGCCCCAGCCCCGAGUCCUGCCGACUUUCCUGCCGCCGCAGCGCAGGCCCCGAGGCCGCCGCCCCAGCCAUGGAGCAAGACAACAGCCCCCGGAAGAUCCAGUUCACGGUCCCGCUCCUGGAGCCGCACCUUGACCCGGAGGCGGCCGAGCAGAUUCGGAGGCGCCGCCCCACCCCUGCCACCCUCGUGCUGACCAGUGACCAGUCCUCCCCAGAGAUCGAUGAAGACCGGAUCCCCAACCCACUUCUUAAGUCCACUCUGUCAAUGUCUCCACGGCAGCGCAAGAAGGUGACGAGGACCACCCCCACAAUGAAAGAGCUCCAGAUGAUGGUUGAACAUCACCUAGGGCAACAGCAGCAGGGAGAGGAACCUGAGGGAGCUGUGGCGAGAACGGGGCCCCAGGAGUCCUGCCCACCCGGGAUCACCGACACAGAAGCAGAGCCCAGGCUGAGCUCUUCGGAAACAGCACAAAAGUCUGCAGGAGCCAUCCCUAAAACUCAGGAGAGGGGCAGCGAGGGCCCCCGCACAGAGGAGCUCUCCACCCAUAUACCACCAUUGGAUUCCCAGGGAGCCAACUCGGUCUGAGGGGGAAGGAGGUACCCUGGACUCAAGACUGCAGCUUGGGAAGGCAUGGACCCUGGAUGUAUUUCUUCACUUUGGGGAGAAUUUUCCUGUUUUUAAAUGUGAUAAAUUUAAUGUCAGGUU